AUGAGACUGGCACAACCCUUUCUACUGCUGGUCGCCCUGUGCACGUACGCCCUUGCGGCUCCGUUGCCAGAAUCCACGGGCUAUCUCUCCAAACUAAACAGCCUCGAGGACUUUGAUAGCAUCGCUACGAAUGUCGACAGCGGGAGUUCCAACUCCAAUUUUGGAAAAGCAACAAAGUUCCUGAUUGACAACCGAAAUGCCCAGGCCCCAGUCAUCUAUUUUAUCAAUGCCAAUGGUGCAGGCGACGAGCACCAAUAUCACUAUUAUUUCGCCGCAAAAUACUUAAAGAAUUUCAACCGCGAUUUCAACGAUCUGGACGUCUUUAACGAUAAAACUUACUUUUCCCAAGAGAAAAGCUUUUAUGCAGGUGUCGUGCGUGCCUACACUCUGCAGAAUCAGACGUUCGUGGGAUUCCAGUUUUACCCACAGGAUGUCUUGAAAGAGCAGACGAUCUUGCAUGCCGCUCGCGUUGUGAGGAACGCUGCACCGACACUUGAUCUUCGGUUCGUCGCCACCGGCUCUCACCAAACAGUUGCGACGAUCAAGCAACAACUCGAUGAAAUUAAGGUUCCAGCCUUGCAAUUUGACGCAAUCCUUGGAGACGUGACCUACGCUCCGAUUGUGCAGGGAACCUCCUAUGGCAUUCUUCGUCUGCGGCCCGCGGAAGAUGCGACCACGCCCCGCGACAUUGUAAUCCUGGACGUGCUCCCACUGUACCUCUCUGUUCUUUCGGGAGUUAUUACUACCCAAUUCCAGGACGCCAAUUCACACGUCUCCCUAAAAUCUCGGGAACGAGGCACGCCAGACUGCUACCUUAAAUCUGCGUCCACAGAUCCUGCCAUAUUGGCUCUUGUUGGCAAGCCUGUGAAAUUCACGGUUGGUCCGUCGAAAGCUACGAUUGAGGCGGCCACCCAGGAAGAGGUGGACGAUUACCACGAGGCUCUCAAUGCAAAGAGACAACCAAUCGUCAUGAAUUACGACAAGACAUUUGAUCAGGUUGUCUCUUACGACACAAUGUGCCCCCGUUCUAACACUUUCGUUGCUGCCGCCGCUUGUAUGGCAAAAAAAAACAUUUUUGGAUCCAAGGCUGCGAAUUUGGCCUUCCUCGCCCACCCGACCGCUCUUGGUCGAGCAACCGAGAAAGGCACUCUUUCCGAACAAUACGGCUACGAUCUCUCACCUGAGGGCUUUGGUAUUCCGUUCAAGUUUUAUGACGAUCUCGUGAAUUUACCAGAGAAUGCCAACCUGAAGAAGGCGAUUGAGAGCCUGCAGGCUUCCGUUAAUCAAGACAAGCUUGCCAAGGCAGAGUUGACCAAAGCCGUCGCUGACCUGCAAAAGCUCUUCUACGCUGCCAAAAUUCCUCAGGCUGUCCUGGACAAGGUUAACGCAGCCGCAGCCGCUCUGGCAACAAAAAUUGGGGACCCAAAGCUCAAGCUCAAGUUCCGUUCUUCAGCUUCUGCAGAGGACAUUGAAGGAUUUGACGGCGCGGGUCUCUACUCGUCCUUCUCUGCCAAGAUACAUGAAAAAGAUACCACCAGUCCCUGCACCUACGACCCCGUUGAGGAUGAAAUGAACCCCAAACGAAUCGACUGUGCUCUUCGCGGAGUCUACGCGUCUCUUUACAACGUCCGAGGUAUCGAAGAGCGUCGCUUUGCCCGCAUCGAGGGAGGAAUCACUAUGGGUAUCGCUGUCGUGCCCAAAUAUGCGCGUGAAUCCCCCGUGUUGGCGAACUCUGUGGUUGUCACCAAAAUUCAAGAUGCUACUCAGCGCGACUUGGCUGGAUACACAAUCGGGUCGCAAGAAUUGAACGGUUUGGUCACCAACCCAGAACCAGGGACGCUCUCUGAAAUGACAUGGGCCAUCCAAGCAAUCCGUGGCCGACCUGUUGCAUUCAACACCCUCCGUCAAGCCGUCCCAAAACCCGGCGGACCGGCUCGCACCAGCCGUGUGCUCACCGACCAGCAACUCACCGACACUGUCAAAAUCACCCAAAAGCUCGAAAUCACCUACUGUGCUGCAAAGGCCGGUGGCAACAGGAUUGGCGCAUGUGAAGACGUUCCUUUUGAGCCUGUAGAAACAAAGGAGGGCGCACUGGAUUUGGAGGUCAAGUACCUUGAAAAUGGCCACUAUGUUUUCAAACAAAUCCGUGAGUUCCACGGUUAA
This is a messenger RNA of Spizellomyces punctatus DAOM BR117, 2163 nucleotides long. RefSeq lists its product as uncharacterized. Gene Ontology annotation, molecular function: kinase activity; ATP binding. The transcript is spliced from 3 exons. Bases 1 to 2163 code for a protein of 720 amino acids. Gene Ontology annotation, biological process: phosphorylation. NCBI's taxonomy places the organism in Eukaryota, Fungi, Chytridiomycota, Chytridiomycetes, Spizellomycetales, Spizellomycetaceae. The record is from RefSeq and is a predicted model, not a curated record.